Messenger RNA from Nannospalax galili (Upper Galilee mountains blind mole rat), 976 nucleotides. RefSeq names its product proteasome subunit alpha 2 (gene Psma2). The transcript has 8 exons. Gene Ontology annotation, biological process: ubiquitin-dependent protein catabolic process. Gene Ontology annotation, cellular component: proteasome core complex, alpha-subunit complex; proteasome core complex. NCBI's taxonomy places the organism in Eukaryota, Metazoa, Chordata, Mammalia, Rodentia, Spalacidae. The record is from RefSeq and is a predicted model, not a curated record. Bases 116 to 820 code for a protein of 234 amino acids.
CCAAUUCCCAGCAUGGCCCUGGAGCGGGUCUGACUCUCCUCCAAUCGGAGAUAAAGUCCCAGGAAAGCGAAACGGUGAGCGAGUGUGCGGCUGUGUUCCGGCUCUCCGGGGGAAGAUGGCGGAGCGCGGGUACAGCUUUUCGCUGACCACAUUCAGCCCAUCUGGUAAACUUGUCCAGAUUGAAUAUGCUUUGGCUGCAGUGGCUGGAGGGGCCCCUUCAGUGGGAAUUAAAGCUGCAAAUGGUGUGGUAUUAGCAACUGAGAAGAAGCAGAAGUCCAUCCUGUAUGAUGAGCGCAGUGUUCACAAAGUGGAGCCCAUCACCAAGCACAUAGGCUUGGUGUACAGUGGCAUGGGUCCAGAUUACAGAGUACUUGUGCAUAGAGCUCGAAAACUUGCUCAGCAAUACUAUCUUGUUUACCAAGAACCCAUUCCCACAGCUCAGCUGGUGCAGAGAGUAGCUUCUGUGAUGCAAGAAUAUACCCAGUCAGGUGGCGUUCGUCCAUUUGGAGUUUCUUUACUUAUUUGUGGUUGGAAUGAGGGACGACCAUAUUUAUUUCAAUCAGAUCCAUCUGGAGCAUACUUUGCCUGGAAGGCCACAGCAAUGGGAAAGAACUAUGUGAACGGAAAAACUUUUCUGGAGAAAAGAUACAAUGAAGAUCUGGAACUUGAAGAUGCCAUUCAUACAGCUAUCUUAACCCUAAAGGAAAGCUUUGAAGGACAAAUGACAGAAGAUAACAUAGAAGUUGGAAUCUGCAAUGAAGCUGGCUUCAGGAGGCUCACUCCAACGGAAGUUAAGGAUUACUUGGCUGCCAUAGCAUAAUAAAAAAGUGACUGAGAAAUCCAAAUCUCACAUAAUCUGUCUAGUAAUACAUGUUUAAAGUAUGUUUUCAUUUUGCAGACUUUUUGCAGGCUUAUUUCUACAUGCUCUAGAGAAGAUGUUUUUAAAAUGAUAAUCAUAAUAAACUAUUAAAUCUAA